This is a messenger RNA of Annulohypoxylon maeteangense, 707 nucleotides long. RefSeq lists its product as uncharacterized. NCBI's taxonomy places the organism in Eukaryota, Fungi, Ascomycota, Sordariomycetes, Xylariales, Hypoxylaceae. The transcript has a single exon. Bases 177 to 551 code for a protein of 124 amino acids. The record is from RefSeq and is a predicted model, not a curated record.
AAAAUGAACCUGUCUCUCUCAUGCAUUGAGCGUUGCGAUGAAUAUGACUGAGAGGACAAUCACUUAUGUACUUGACCAAUAAUCGCCUGAGCUCUCUAUGGGUGAGAUAUUAGCGGAAGCCGAUUGUUGACAAGCCAGAAUCGGAAUCGGGCCUUUAUUUUUCUUCCGAAAGGUUCAUGCAAAGUUUCAUCCUAGCCGCAUUUUUCAUUGCCGGCCUAGAUCUGACACUUCUUUAUUCGGAUAUCCCUGGCUUGAUAGAGGCUGGAACGUUGCGAAUAGUUUCCCAGGUGACGGACGACGGUUUACAAACUACCUACUCUGAUGAGCAUGGUUGGGAAUUCAUCUCCCCCGCACGUUUCCGCUGUGUUGAUGUGGCGCGGAUUACGGCACGUCCGUCUCAUCUCCUCAUUGGUGAUUACCGCCUAUUCGGACAUACUGACGGGAUCUUACAAUACCACUAUAUUAUCGUGGCUGUCAUGGGUGUAAGCUGCUAUGGAAUGCUAUUCGGCCAAUAUUUAGAGCGUGUAACACAAAGCGUCUACAGUCCCUAAGACUAACUCUCGGUCCCAUAUCUCGGUCCCAUAGGAGCCCAACAGCGGUGAGUGGAUGGGGCUAGCCAAGGUGUGCCUUUGACUAUGGUCACGAUGGUGAACUUCUUCCCCGCGUUUGGAAUUACCCCCGUCGGGUAGCUUACCACAAUCCUUUGU